AUGAAUUUCGGAAAACGUGCACUCGGACCGAACAUGCGAUUUCUGGGCGAUUUAUAUGAUGACUAUCGACAGAAGAGAGAUUUCGAUCGUGAUUUCAUGCAUUUUGGUAAACGUUCCGCUGCGGACAGAUGGCCGUAUCAAGGAGCCGACAAAAGAGACGAAGCGUUCAGCCGUGAUUUUCUCAGUUUUGGAAAACGGUUCGAUUCUUGUUCAGACCGAAUUCAUCGAAAUCUACCUUUUUGA
This is a messenger RNA of Anisakis simplex (herring worm), 243 nucleotides long. Lineage: Eukaryota; Metazoa; Nematoda; Chromadorea; Rhabditida; Anisakidae. The record is from the annotation of a GenBank genome assembly.